Andrographis paniculata is the source of this 2206-nucleotide messenger RNA. RefSeq names its product GTP-binding protein At3g49725, chloroplastic. The record is from RefSeq and is a predicted model, not a curated record. Gene Ontology annotation, cellular component: cytoplasm. Lineage: Eukaryota; Viridiplantae; Streptophyta; Magnoliopsida; Lamiales; Acanthaceae. The transcript has 13 exons. The coding region runs from base 141 to 1973 and encodes 610 amino acids. Gene Ontology annotation, molecular function: GTP binding; ribosome binding.
UGUUUCUGGUCGGCGGACUCUUUUCUUUUGUUGCCUUCUUGAUUUGAUGCAUCGCCGGAAACCAACGCGGUUGAGUUGAUCGCGUUUUGAACUGUUGGCCUUUUUUUCCUCGCUCACUGCUCGUAAGGAAUCAGUACCAGAUGGCGAGAACCAUACGGCAGCUGCAUUCGCAGCUUUCCCUGAAGUCGCUGUUAAUGCCGCUGCUAAACCCUUGUUCAUCAUCAUCGUCAUCAGCCCCCUCAAGACUUCCUUCGCAGUUUCCUCCUUUUUCUUAUUUUUUCUCCAGCUCGCCAAUUUUACAGAGAAAGCACGUUGAUCAGGAAGAUGAUGAAUGCAACGGCGAUCCCGAUGCCCCGCCCAGGCUUUUCGUGAUACAGCCCAGGAUCAGACCCGAAGCCCAUUUGAAGUCGAAGCUUGAGGAGGCGUUGAAUCUUGCCAAUUCUCUUGAACAACAGCGCGAUGGGUUUUAUGCGACCGACUUUUUGGAAAAGGAUAUGCCACCUCAUCUUGUAGUUCAGAACCCUGCAGCCAAAUCACCUCGGGCAGACACAUAUUUUGGAAUUGGGACGGUGAACAAUGUAAAGUGCAACAUAUAUGAUUUGGACUCAAAGGAUGGAGUAGACGCUAUUUUUGUGAAUGCUAUCCUCAGUGGUGUUCAGCAACGGAAUCUUGAACGGGCCUGGGGUAAACCUGUUCUAGAUCGUGUUGGACUUAUAAUAGAGAUCUUUAAUGCUCAUGCUCAAACAAAGGAAGCCAAACUGCAGGCUGAAUUAGCAGCUCUUAUGUACAAAAGAAGUAGGCUUGUACGAGUUCGCGGUCCUGAUGGGCGUUAUACAUUUGGUGGUACUGCAGAAGCUGAAGUUGUUAGUGCUAGAGGGAGAGGAAGUGGUGGGCGUGGCUUCAUUAGUGGUGCUGGAGAAACUGAACUUCAGCUUCAACGGCGGAGAAUAUUGGAUCGACGAAAGAAGUUAUUAUCUGAAAUCCAAGAUGUUCGGAGGACUCGAGCUAUGCAACGUGCAGCUCGAAAAAGACAGGGAGGGGCGCCAGGGCAAGAAAUUGCUACAGUUGCUGUUGUUGGCUAUACAAAUGCUGGAAAGUCUACAUUAGUUAGUGCACUAUCAAACAGCUAUAUGUAUUGUGAUGAUCGAUUGUUUGCAACAGUCGAUCCAAAAUUAAGCAGCGUGAUUCUUCCGUCUGGGAGGAAAGUGCUCCUUAGUGAUACAGUUGGGUUCAUCUCAGAUUUGCCUGUUCAGCUUGUAGAAGCAUUUCACGCUACUUUAGAAGAGGUCGUUGAAGCUGACAUGCUUUUGCAUGUGCUGGACUCGAGUGCUCCAAAUCUCGAUGAACACCGUAAAUCUGUAAUGGAAGUCCUUGUGAAGAUAGGCGUGUCAGAGGACAGGCUCCGGAACAUGAUUGAAGUUUGGAACAAGGUUGAUCUCCUGGAUAAGGAAUUCGACAGAGGUGGACCAUGUGACAGCAGUUUCACAGGCGAAGAAGAAGAAGAAGAAGAAGAAGAAGAAGAAGAAUUUGAUUCUGCAGCCUGCGUGACAACUGAUCAGGCUGAGAAUGAACAAGAUAUGCAAACUGAGCUUUCCGAGAAUCUUGAAGAUGGUGUCUAUCUCGAACAAGUUGAUUGUGCCGACGAUUGGCUCUCAGGCGAGGAUGAACAAGACUCUCUGUUCGAGUACAAUAUUCACUCCACAGGACGUGAUAUGGCGAACCAUCAACAAUAUGAGAUAUCAGUGGACCGUAGCGUAGAUUCCCACGAUUCUCGAUCUCUAUCCAGCCCAGUCAAAGUGUCUGCGGUAACUGGAGUUGGGCUGCAAGAAUUGCUAGAGGUAAUUGACGAGAAAUUGGGACAAUGUAAAGCAGUGGAAAGGAACAUCUUCAAUCGAAAGUGGCGCCCGCCGCGCACAGAAAACAACGAGAUAGCUGCCGCCGCCGCUGUCGUCAAGCAGAGGAUGUACGACUGAAGCCAUAGCUGCUGUUCUUCCUGAUCAACAAAAUUGAUUUGGUUUUGGAACAUCAUAUCAUGUCGAGACACAAGAACAUGGCGUGCUGAGCAGUGGGGGAUCAUUAUAUUAUCCAAUUUUUGAUUGUUUACUGAUUUAGUUCAUAGGAAAUUAAUGUCUGAAUUGUUUCUUGAAGGUGGCAAAAUUGGCAAGUAGCUGCUACACAAUGCCCAGCUGGGUCUUUUCAUCAGCAA